CAUCAGCCGCUGACCUCGAGCUCAAACGUCCCUUUGACACCAUGGCGCCAACCCCAACUCUCCCCCUGGGCCUGACGCGACUCAUCCCGCGCCAACAGCAGCCCACCGCCACCGUUACCGUCGUCGUCAACUCCGCCGACGACUCAAGCGACUUGAACCUCUCAGGCGGUGCCAUAGCCGGCAUCGUGAUCGGCAUCAUCGCCGGCGUCCUCCUGCUCUUGUUGUUCAUGGAGGCGUGGGCGCAGCACCGCGGCGGCCCGCCCGACCCGAGCCGGCAGGGCUGGUACGACGACACCGUGCCGCUGCCGCCGGCCCGGCCGUGGUCGAGGUCGCGCUCGAGGUCGCGCUCGGCCUCGUACGGCAGCAGGCAUCGCCAUCGUCAUCACCACGGCCGCUUCUGGCAAAGUUGGCGCCGCAGCAGGCAUCGGUCGUCGACGCCGCGGCCCGUCGUGCUGGAGGAGAAGGUUAACUGUGCCGUGCCGAGGUGGCCGUCGGCGACGCAUGUCUAUGAGCCGGCGGCUGGGGAGAAACGGUCGAGGAGUCGGAGCCAGGAGGGGCAUUAUGUUAGUGGGUGAUCGAUGCAGGGUGGUUUGGCGGAGGCAAUAAUGCAAGUAAUGUGGUCAUGAGUAACGGUACAUGAUUUGAUUUGAUGUUUCGACUGCGAGCAUGUUGUACAUGCUCAGGCAGCGUUAUGUGUACUUUUGGUGGUCCUGGCUGGCAGAGCGUAAGCACAAGUUGGAGCAGGCUGGCGAUUGUGCGAAUGCAUGUACAAC
Molecule: messenger RNA, 773 nt
Organism: Thermothielavioides terrestris NRRL 8126
Lineage: Eukaryota; Fungi; Ascomycota; Sordariomycetes; Sordariales; Chaetomiaceae
Exons: 2
Coding region: 228-575 (115 amino acids)
Source: RefSeq, a predicted model, not a curated record